Molecule: messenger RNA, 1621 nt
Organism: Pollicipes pollicipes
Lineage: Eukaryota; Metazoa; Arthropoda; Thecostraca; Pollicipedomorpha; Pollicipedidae
Product: N-alpha-acetyltransferase 30
Exons: 5
Coding region: 105-1010 (301 amino acids)
Biological process (GO): N-terminal peptidyl-methionine acetylation
Cellular component (GO): NatC complex
Molecular function (GO): protein-N-terminal amino-acid acetyltransferase activity
Source: RefSeq, a predicted model, not a curated record
GGAGCAUCACAGCAUUGUGCCGCAGUUAUGCGUCAUUUUUGAGAACGCUUGGAAUCGGCGAUCAUCGUCUGUGAUGUGUUACAUCAUCUGUGCAUUAGAUCAGCAUGGACAACACCCAACCUGCACCACCAGUGACUGACCAGAGCAGUCAGCAGCAAACACCAUGUGAGGUCAACAAUGACAUGGCAAAUGACCACUGCCAUGAAAUGUCAACUGGAGGCAAUGGCGGCGCAUCCAACACCAGUCCCAUUUCUCCACUGGUGCCUUUGGCUGCCAGUGACUGUGUGGGGAGCGAGGCGGACCGUUCCGCCGCAUCAGACGACAUAACACCAUCGGAGUCCUCCAGCCCGGCGUCCGACGGCCGGUCGGACGGGCGUGACCGGGAGCCCGCAGCCCCCGAGGAAGUGGAUGGCGAACAGAGGCCGCCGCCGCCGCCGGUGCCGCCGCCGGACACGAACCACCGACAGCCGGCGGCCGGCGAGCCGGACGGCCCACUCAGCCAGGAGCUGGCCGACUGCAGCAUCGACGACAGCCCGAUCAUCUACAGCAAUUACGAGAGCGAGCUGCAAAUGCCGGAGAUCAUGCAGCUGAUCCAGCGCGACCUCUCCGAGCCUUACUCCAUCUACACUUACCGCUACUUCAUCAACAACUGGCCCAAUCUCUGCUUCCUGGCGCGCCACCGCGGCCGCAUCGUCGGCGCUAUUGUCUGCAAGCUGGACUCGCACGACUCGCAUACGAAGCGCGUGGUGACCAGCCGCGGCUACAUCGCCAUGCUGGCCGUCGACCAGCGCUUCCGGAAACGUCGCAUCGGGUCGUGUUUGGUGCUGAACGCCAUCCGUGCCAUGGCCUCGGACGCUGCCGAUGAGGUGGUCUUGGAGACGGAAGUCACCAACAAGGGGGCGCUGCGUCUCUACGAGAACCUGGGCUUCGUUCGCGACAAGCGGCUGUUCCGGUAUUACCUGAACGGCGUGGACGCGCUGCGGCUCAAGCUCUGGCUUUGGCCGCCGUAACCGGCCGUCGCUACUGCGGGACCGCAUUGCCCGAAGCCCUGGAAGCCUGGACCUUCCGCCGGGCCGCGCGGACGAACCAAAGCUCUGCUGCGGAUUUGGUCCAUCCAGUGUGCGCCAGAUCGGGAAGGAUACGGGCACAAGCUCGAGCUUAGGCAUGGUUUUGGUAGCAGCUUUUUGUACUGCAGCAGGUCUGUACUGGUACGGUACGGUCGGAGGUCGGCGUUGUGUGUGCUGCAUGACGUGGGUGGCCAUCUGACUUCGGGGACUGGCCGCGUGGCUCGUCAUGUUCCCUUCGGAAGGCCCCAUGAUACGUGGACUACUUGAAGUAGGCACUGUCCAGUGCGCAGUGCACCGAGCACUUGGCAGUGAUCUCCAUGACUUGCAGUGACCAUCCGUUUGGUGAUAUAACGGACAAACGACGACGGAUGGGACUCAAAACUGCAGGGGGUUCACUGACAUCUUGCUGUCCCAGUGAUAGAGCAGGGACUGCAGCUGCUCAUCACCUGCGGGUGAACCCUGUUCGGUACUUGCGCCGCCCGUGCGACCGUGCCGAGGUCAUGAUGCCGUGUGGUCCUGUAUUGACUGGGAGUUAAAUACAGUGGGCCAUGUUU